UAUAUUGGGCCAUGUGGACACAGAUGUGAAGUUUGCAGGACAGAUUUCGCUUUGGCUGCAGGGCUGUUGGCCUCUCUUUCUUUUAUCUUUCUGGUAAAGAAAGCCAGUAGGAAUAUAAAGCCACCUUAGGAUCUCUCUGCACUGGAAAUUGAAUAACCUUACCCCACAGAAAAAAUGAGUGAUCAUCUGGAAGAUGGUUCUUUCAUGUUCACUUCAGAGUCCGUUGGAGAGGGACAUCCAGACAAGAUUUGUGACCAGAUCAGUGAUGCUGUCCUGGAUGCACAUCUGAAGCAGGAUCCCGAUGCCAAAGUGGCCUGUGAGACGGUGUGUAAGACUGGCAUGGUGUUGCUCUGCGGAGAGAUCACAUCUCGGGCCGUCGUGGACUAUCAGAGGGUGGUGAGGGACACCAUCAAGCACAUCGGCUACGACAACUCGGAGAAAGGUUUCGACUACAAGACAUGUAAUGUGCUGGUGGCCCUGGAGCAGCAGAGUCCAGACAUUGCUCAGGGGGUCCAUGUUGACCGGAAAGAAGAAGACAUUGGAGCUGGAGACCAGGGUCUGAUGUUCGGCUAUGCCACAGAUGAGACGGAGGAGUGCAUGCCGCUCACCAUCGUCGUAGCUCACAAACUCAAUGAAAAGAUGUCUGAACUUAGACGCAAUGGCAUCGUUCCCUGGCUGCGUCCCGACUCUAAAACACAGGUGACCGUGCAUUAUGACCAGAAGGAUGGAGCUGUGAUCCCCAAGAGAGUUCACACCAUUGUGAUCUCUGUCCAGCACGAUGACGGCGUCACUCUGGGGGAACAACAGAGAGUCCUAAUGGAAAUGGUGAUCAAACCCGUGGUCCCUGCAAAAUAUUUGGACAGCAAAACCGUCUACCAUCUCCAGCCAAGUGGUCGCUUCGUCAUUGGAGGACCACAGGGUGAUGCUGGUGUAACAGGAAGGAAGAUUAUUGUAGACACAUACGGUGGCUGGGGGGCUCACGGUGGCGGAGCUUUCUCUGGCAAAGAUUUCUCAAAGGUUGAUCGCUCUGCUGCCUAUGCUGCUCGCUGGGUGGCCAAGUCUCUGGUUAAAGCCAAACUGUGCAGGAGAGUUCUGGUUCAGGUGUCUUAUGCGAUCGGAGUGGCCCAACCUCUUUCCAUCUCCUUGUUCACCUACGGGUCCUCUCAGAAGUCAGAGUCAGAAUUGCUCAAGAUUGUCAACAAGAACUUUGAUCUCAGGCCAGGAGUCAUUGUCAGGGAUCUGAACCUGAAGAGGCCGAUUUACCAGCAGACAGCCUCUUACGGCCACUUUGGCCGACCGGAGUUUUCUUGGGAAGUGCCCAAAAAGCUUGUCUUGUAAAUACUCCACCAGCCUGUCCUGAUCUCCACCUGGAUGCUGAACAAGACUCCUCUUCAUGGACUACAACUUCCAGCACCAAUACAACUGAUUGAACACUUUUGUAACAGAAAAACAAAACAAAACAACUGAAACUAAAGUUAGGGAGGGAUAAGUCAGCUUUCAAGAUGUGAGAAGGUAGUUAUACGUGUGAGCAGUUGUAGCCAGCAGACAUAUGAAGGGACAUCCUCCCAGUGAGGAGAGGGACAUUGCAGAUGGCAUCUCAGUAACUAAUCUUUUUUCACUGUCCUUUCUGAGGCCAAAUAACAUCCAGGUAUCGGUGCUUUAAAAAUACACAUACAAUCACUAGUCAAAGUCAGUAAAGUAAAGGGACAGUACAAUAGUAAAAUAUAAAUACUUCCACAUCACUAGCAGCAGUGUUUUACCUCAAAGCUGUGAAUUAUUAGUUUUGUUUUGUUUCGGGGGUUUUUUUUUUUUGGGGGGGGUGUAAUUACCCCCAUAAGAGGUGUAAUUACUGCUCAACCAAAAACGUGGCUUAAGAAACCUUAUUGUCAUGACUAUAAAAAACUGUUGUAAACGUGCCACAGGAAGUUCUUUGCACUACUACCAUUCCCACUGUGUGAGAUAACAGGUCAAGUUCGGAUCUCUGGAGGCAUAAAUUAUAAGUCAAAAUGUAAAAUAGCCUUGCGGCUAUUUCAGCCUUUCUUUUUUUUCUUUAGUACUUGCGGGCUUUCUGCUGUAAAUGUGGCUCAACUUAGCAAAUAAUUAGAAGUGUGAAUCUUAGUCUGAAUCCGUUAGCAUUUAGCGGACCACCGAUGUCUUAAAUUUGCUGUGUUUUACAACUUUAGAAGCACACACUAGCAUAUAUCACACUUCUUUAAAAAAUACCUUUAAGAAUAUUUCAUUUUGGCCCAGCUUUUUGGCAUUUAUUAAUGACAGAGUAUGUAAUUAGAUCCUUGAGAAGCACUUCUGAUGGGAUUAAGAAAGUCUUAAGAGAGAAACAAAAACCUCAGGACUUCAGGGACGUUUUGGUGGCGAGUGUACCAAACCUGUAAGUUCACCUACAGCUGACACUGUUUUGUUAUAGGGGUUUUCCUCUGUUUGAUGUCUUAUCUAUGAGUGUCACCUUCU
This is a messenger RNA of Neolamprologus brichardi, 2466 nucleotides long. It is a transcript of the gene mat1a, whose product is annotated as methionine adenosyltransferase 1A. Gene Ontology annotation, biological process: S-adenosylmethionine biosynthetic process. Gene Ontology annotation, molecular function: methionine adenosyltransferase activity; ATP binding. Lineage: Eukaryota; Metazoa; Chordata; Actinopteri; Cichliformes; Cichlidae. The record is from RefSeq and is a predicted model, not a curated record.